AUGUGGCAAUUACGUAUACAACAUGUGGUACUCGUGUUUCUGGCAUUUCAGUCCAUUGGUCUGGCCACGGGCAAACAGGAGCUGGAACAACAACAAGAGCAACAACAACAAAUUUCUGUUAACCAAAAGCGAGAGAAGCGUGCUGCCGUAAUUACAAUCGAUUUUGGUAUGCUCCUGCGAAACCUUCUGCUAAAGAGUGCCCAGUUGUCCAGUGCCAAGGCGAAUGUAACACGAACUGUGGCCAAUUUGAAGACAACUCGGCGUCCGACCACAACCCCAGCACCGCCGCCGCCCCCACCACCACCUCCAGUGCGACGUAGACCAAUUUAUGCCGGACCAUGGCGACCAUAUGAUUACUACUAUCCAUAUGGCAGUGAUGCUGAUUAUGGUGAAACGGGGCCAGCACCAGAAGCACCACCACCAAAAUUGAGACCAAUUCGUCCGCCUGCUCCUGCCCCUGCCCCUGCCUUGCGUCGUCCGCCACCACCACCUGACUAUGAUUAUGAUUAUGGGCCAGUUCCUGCUGCCGUACCAAGACAAGCACGUCCGCUGCCGCCGCCGCCGCCACCACCUCGUGCCCAACCGGCGCCGCCGUCGAGGCCACGUCGUCCUGUUGGACAGCCUCAACUGCCAGAUCGACUGAUCUAUCAGUAUGCACAACCGACUGAUAUCUACUCUAGACCCAUUGCGGACGAGAAUGGAUACGGGAUCGGGAUCGGGAUCGAGAACAGGAACGGGAACGAGAACGGGGGCAGGGAUGGGGACAGUGGCAUUGGUGGAUAUGAAGAGCAAAUUGAUGGAGAUGGAGAACAACCGUCUGUUCUGCCUCCCAUUGUGGUUGACGACCAGGCAACAAACCAAGAAGUAGACAAUAACUACUAUUCCAGAGCUUCCGCAUUUACUCAGACGGAUCAACAGCAGCCACAGCAAGAGGAUCAGGAAGCGUCCAUCAAUCAAUUUGCCCAACAACAAUACUAUUAA
Drosophila willistoni is the source of this 981-nucleotide messenger RNA. Its product is annotated as atherin. The coding region runs from base 1 to 981 and encodes 326 amino acids. The record is from RefSeq and is a predicted model, not a curated record. Lineage: Eukaryota; Metazoa; Arthropoda; Insecta; Diptera; Drosophilidae. The transcript has 2 exons.